GUUGUUGCACCCCUACAUUCACAAAUGACCGAUCAGCCAAGCUCCAUCAAACAAGCGACCUCUGCACAGCGUGGAAACAAUGUCACCAAGUCACCAUAUGACGAUCGAAACUACAAAUACACAAGCUUAAAAAAUGGUCUUCGUGUGCUUCUUAUCAACGAUCCCGAAACAGAGAAAGCGGCAGCUUGUCUAUCUUUGAAUGUAGGCUCACUUUGCGACCCGCCACAGUUGCCAGGACUUGCUCAUUUUUGUGAGCAUAUGAUAUUUUUGGGAUCAGAGAAGUAUCCACAAGAACACACGUACACAAAGUAUGUUUCCGAACACGGAGGACAAUGCAGUGCCUGCACCAAAUCUGACGAAACUUCCUUUUCCUUCGAAAUAAAGGAAAAUCACCUUACCAAAGCACUAGAUAUGUUCGCUAAUUUUUUCAUCAGACCACUGUUUACGGAAUCGGCAACAGAACGUGAGAUCAACGCCAUUCAGGUGGAACAUGAAAAGAACUCUUGCAACGACACACGCCGGUUGUAUCAGCUAGAACGCUAUUUGUCACUACCAGGACAUGACUAUUCCCGCUUCAUGUCAGGCAACCGGUUUUCUCUUUUUCAAUCCGCAUGUGCUCGUGGGAUGAACCUACAGGAGCAGUUGCUAAAGUUUUAUAGGAAAUGGUAUUCGGCCAAUUUGAUGGCUCUGGUCGUUCUUGGAUCGGAACCUGUUGAGAAACUAGAAGCCAUGGUUCGCGACACAUUCUCGCUAAUCCCGAACUUCGAUGUCGAUGUCCCUGAGUGGGAGGACUCCCCAUGGGUUGAAGUUGUUUUGAAAAAAAAAAUUUACAUGACUCCACUCACGGAGCUGAAUCAACUCCACCUUAUGUGGCCUAUCGAGGAUUACACAGAUAUGUAUGCAUCUCGGCCAACUGCGUACGUCACUCACUUGCUUGGUCAUGAAGGUCAUGGAAGCCUUUUGAGUAUGCUGAAAAAGUUAGGCUGGGUAAACCGAUUAUCCUGCGGCGUAAGUCGCCCUGGAAAAGGAUUUGCUUCGAUCAUCCUUAGCAUGGAUCUUACUGAGAAUGGCUUGGGUCAUGCUGAUGACAUUGUCACAAAAGUGUAUCAGUAUCUAAAAAUGCUCCGCAGUCAGGAACCUCAAGAGUGGAUUUUCCUCGAAAACCAAGCCUUAAACAACCUGCAUUUCCGGUUCAAGGACAAAGAACCCCCGUACGAAUACGUCGUUCAACUGGCUACAAAUCUUCAUCGAUUUGCUCCCCAAGAUGUCCUCCGCGGGCCAUACCUGCUGAGGACUUUCGAACCUCAACUGAUAAAGGACGUCCUUGGUUGCUUGCAUGCUAGCAAUUCUCGACUGUUCCUGGUCAGCCGAUCGUAUCAGGCCCACUGCAAUGACAUAGAACGGUGGUACAACACUCACUAUCUACGCGUGGACAUACCAGAAAAGACAAUACAGGCCUGGCAAAAUGUGGAGUGUGACUUCGACAUGACGUUACCGUCCGCAAAUAAGUAUAUAGCAACUGACUUCACCAUUUACCCGAGACCUAAAGAUUUCUCAACUGUGGCCCCGGAAUUGCUCAUGAAUACAGAUCUCUCUCGUUUAUGGUAUUAUCCGGACAGUUCAUUUGGACUUCCAAAGGCAUUUGUUACCUUUCACAUUAUCAGUCCAUUGGCUUUUUUCAACCCACUGAAAACACUUCUCACCGCGUUGUAUGUUGAACUUUUCGAAGAUCACAUUGGGGAGGAGGCGUACAACUGCCUGUUGGCUGGAAUGGUUGUUGAAAUACGACGCACCACUCAGGGAAUCAAGCUCUCAUUCACUGGCUACUCGCAUAAGCUUGGUUUGCUUAUUCGAAAUGUGAUCGACACGCUUAUCCACUUCUUCACGCCUUCGGUAGACCGGUAUCGUUGUAUGCGUGAAGAAAUUUGGCACGAAAUAGCCAAUUUUGGAAUGAAAGCCUCCUAUCAACAAGCGGGAAUAUAUCUUACCAACGUUAUAACUGAUCGGUCGUGGAUCAACGAUGAGCUAGCCGCUAGUUUUCCAGAAAUUACUUUUGAUUUGCUGACGGGAUUCAUUCAAGAGUUCUACUCCCAGCUCUUCAUUGAAAUUCUAGCAUAUGGAAACAUUACUCUGGAGGAUGCAUUGAGUCAUCGUGAUCUGAUUGAAGGCGCCUUCCAAAUGCAGUUCGGUACGAAACCACUGGGCCCUACACAAAUCACGAUGGCCCGAGAAACCAUUUUACCUGGACAGACAAAGGCAGUUUUCCAGCGAUUGACACAGCAUCAGCCUAAUUCAGCCAUCUGUUACUACUUGCAAGGCCCACGACAAAGCACGCGUAAGGAUGCUGUGCUGAAUUUAUUCUGUGAAAUUAUCAAUGAACAUGCACAGAGCGUCCUGAAAACGGAAGAGCAACUCGGUCACAUUGUCUAUACAGGCGCUCGUAGGUCAAAUACAUUGCAAGGAUUUCGUUGCAUUAUUCAAUCAAAUAUGAGGCCAGAUGAAUUGGAAAGAUCUAUUGACAACUUCCUGUACUCAUUCAGGGACACGAUCAUUUUCAUGUCAGCCGAAGAGUUUCAAAUCCACGUGGACUCGCUCACAUCGCGUCUGUUGGAGAAGCCAAAGAACAUGACGGAGAAAAAUGCCCGUUUCUGGUCAGAAAUCGCUUGUCAUCACUACAACUUUAAACGACAGCUACUUGAGGCCGAAAUUCUGAAAGAAAUUACUCUGACCGAGAUGCUGGAGUUCUUCGACCAUUACAUCUCCCCAUCAUCCAAUACACGGAAGAAGCUCUCAGUUCAUGUGGUUUCUGUUGAACGUCAUGGAUGUAAUCUGAAAUCUACUUUCCCCGCAGUCAGGGGCGAUCUGAUAAGGGACCACAACAAGUUCAAGGAUGGAUGCAAGUUGAGCGACCUAGCACAACCCUUCGUUCCUUUGAAACCGCUCUACACAGACACCGACAAUCCUCUUCAUGCAACGAAAAAAGAUUAAUUUGUGACCGUAUGAAGACUUGUGCAGACAACUCUCGAAUCCAACGACCAAUUGAGAUCUGUGGAUGUGAACAGUUGCAGAAACUUUUCUGGGUUUUUUUAUGAAUUUUAUUUUGAAUUCGC
Opisthorchis viverrini is the source of this 3110-nucleotide messenger RNA. RefSeq lists its product as hypothetical. The transcript is spliced from 21 exons. NCBI's taxonomy places the organism in Eukaryota, Metazoa, Platyhelminthes, Trematoda, Opisthorchiida, Opisthorchiidae. Gene Ontology annotation, molecular function: metalloendopeptidase activity; metal ion binding. The coding region runs from base 25 to 2988 and encodes 987 amino acids. Gene Ontology annotation, biological process: peptide catabolic process. Gene Ontology annotation, cellular component: cytosol; mitochondrion. The record is from RefSeq and is a predicted model, not a curated record.